Molecule: messenger RNA, 744 nt
Organism: Exophiala dermatitidis NIH/UT8656
Lineage: Eukaryota; Fungi; Ascomycota; Eurotiomycetes; Chaetothyriales; Herpotrichiellaceae
Exons: 2
Coding region: 1-744 (247 amino acids)
Biological process (GO): protein import into nucleus
Cellular component (GO): nucleus
Molecular function (GO): guanyl-nucleotide exchange factor activity; small GTPase binding
Source: RefSeq, a predicted model, not a curated record
AUGGCUUCGAAUCCCUCUGUGUCCAGGCCGACUGUUCCUACUGCCUAUGGACUACGAGAGCUGUACGGAGGAGCCAUGACGGUCGAGCUGCCGGUGGACCUUAUUGAUUCAAGUGACCUUCGCCAAAUCCCGAAUCAUCAAGAAGUAUUCCUGUCCCCCACGACGCUUACAUCCAUCAUCUUUGAAAUCAACGACUACCAAACUCCUCAACACUAUGGCGGCCAACCAGCAACAUCAACAACACCAACAUCAACUCUCUCGAAUCCGAACUCGAACCUCGAUGGAACUGGAACAACCACCACUGAUUCCGAAGCAGCAAAAUACCAUUUCACCGACGUCAUCACCGGCAUCGACACACUCGCCGCGCCGCUGUCCAGUCCCCAGCGUGUAAACUUACAAAAGCCCAGUCUUGCGUCGUAUCCUGCCUACGUUCUGGAGGGAACCAUUGUGAGCUACGACACACGCUCACCAGGAGGAAUCCCUCCUUUGACCUCGUCACAACAUCAACAACAACAUCAGUCAUCUCUCGUACAUCAGAUCCAACUUCUCGUCAGACUGCAAGACCACGCUACCGAUCUUUGCGUGCGCAUCAAUGUGCCAUUGAAGGAAUUCGCCAAUAAUAACGGGGAUGGUGAUGUUCAAGCGGCGGAAACAGAAACGGCCUUCGCUAGGGAUUUGCUGGAGCAUGUGGUUGCGACGCUGGAUGUUGUUGAUUUUAGUUUGUUUGGUGGAGGAGAAGCAUGA